Molecule: messenger RNA, 2130 nt
Organism: Amphibalanus amphitrite
Lineage: Eukaryota; Metazoa; Arthropoda; Thecostraca; Balanomorpha; Balanidae
Gene: RhoGDI
Product: rho GDP-dissociation inhibitor 2-like
Exons: 6
Coding region: 259-864 (201 amino acids)
Biological process (GO): Rho protein signal transduction
Cellular component (GO): cytoplasm; membrane; cytosol
Molecular function (GO): Rho GDP-dissociation inhibitor activity; protein binding
Source: RefSeq, a predicted model, not a curated record
AAUGGGGGAAAUUACCCUUCCGAGGGCGCGGGCCGCGGAAAUAAAUGCGAGUGCGAAGCGAUCGGUACAAUGAAGGGAAACCCCUAACAUGGGGGAAAGUGGAAGCUCGUAUUGACCGGCGGAAGCUGCAGUAUCCGCCUCUGUUGACAUUUGUUUCCUCUCUGCUCCGUCGGCAUCUCGUGGACCGUCACAUAAAUUCGUCCUCCAAUUUAUUGGAGACUUCUCGCUGUUGUAUUCUGCCCAAGUCCCGCCGCCGCCAUGUCUGACGAGCCGCACGUGGAGGAGCACGAGGAGCACCACGACGAUGAGGUGGACGCCGGCUACGCGCCGCCGCCAGAGAAGAGCCUGGACGAGUUGAUGGCGCUGGACACGGAGGACGAGAGCCUGCGCAAGUACAAGGCCACGCUGCUGGGACAGGCCACUGCUGGAGAGGUGGUCAUCGUCGACGAGUCUAACCCCAGUCGUGUGAUCGUGCGGCGCCUCGCCCUGGUGGUCGAGGGCAGGGACGACGUGGUGCUAGACCUGUCUGGGGACUUGGAGACGCUGAAAUCUCAGACCAUCACGAUCAAGGAGGGUAUCCAGUACCGGCUGCGGAUCGAGUUCCACGUGCAGCGGGACAUCGUCACCGGACUGCGGUACACCCAGAAAACCUACCGCAAAGGCAUCCAGGUGGACAAGAUGAACCAGAUGUUGGGCAGCUACGGCCCCAGGAAGGAGGUGCACACCCACCUGACACCCAUGGAGGACGCGCCCUCAGGCAUGCUGGCGCGCGGCACGUACCACGUCAAGUCCGUGUUCUGCGAUGACGACAAGAAUGAGUACCUCAAGUGGGAGUGGAGCUUCGAGAUCAAGAAGGACUGGUGAGCCUCCCCGCCGCCCCGCCCCCGACCCCGCCCCCGCGCGGCCGGAGGGAGGGUGACAGGGCGCGGGCCGUCGCUUUCGCCCGGCGUUUUGAUGGGGCUGUAACGCCGCUAAUGUUCAGCGCACACAACGAUGAGGCCGAAACCGGUUACCGGAUAGGUUGCCAGAUGGAUCACGAGGUCGGUUGCCAGAUCCGUGCCUGACUGGCUUAGUGGUCGGUUCAGACGUUGGAUUGGCUCCUAGAGGGCUGCCAGAUUUGACGCCCACAGGGCUGCCAGAUUCGGCUCCCGCAGGGCUGCCAUACCGGUUGUCCGACCGGCUACCACGCGGUGCGGUGGCUUCGCUCAUGUGUUAUAUUUUAGGCGUACCGGUGUCAGCAGAGCUGGGGCGCGAUCGGAGAGUUUGCGUGCGUUUGGCGCUGUGUGUGUGUGUUCAUUACUCGAAGAGGCGUUUUUGUGCUGAUGUGUGCCUGAGAUUUGUGAUAAUCUUUGCUUACAGAAAUUCGUUCCAUUUUUGCUUACUGUCGUGGUCUUUUCCGAUUCGAUCCACAACAACCAAGAUAAUUUCAUAUCAGUCUAUGUUAGCCGCCGCACGCGCGCGGCGCACCAGUCAGAACGCGGAACGCUCGAUUCUCUGUUUGCUGUUGAUAAUCUGUUCUCGGUGUUCCUUUGCUCUCUAUGUAAUCAGUCGGCUGUAUCAUAUACGUUCAGUGAUAAUCGUACGCUGUAAGCGGAAUCGCGCGGGAUUCAACAGCGUCGUGAGCGAAUAAUUCUCAGUGUAAGUGUAUUUUGGAGAGCUGCACGUUCCCAUUCGUCGGCGAGAUAUUCCUGAGCGGAGGAGCUUUGUCGGUUGCUUAGCUACGGCGCUCGUGGAUUUCGACGCUGGCUUCUUCCGGUUUGUACCAGUCAAAGACGUCGUGUUUCACGUCUAGACUUUGGACGAUCGUAUUUCACUCGGCGACUGCUUUUCCUCCCGGACAAGUCGAUCUUCCACGCCGCUGCUGCUUUUUUCCUACCGAGCUGGAACUGCCGAACGGUCUGCCAUUCUGGAUCCGCUAUCGAGACCCGAACCGCCUUCCCUGUCGGCCUCCCCUCCCCUCUCCGUGUGCCCAGACAUGGGACCGACUAUCGGGGGUGGUUCCUGUCAGGAGAGGGAGAGGAGAGGGGCCUCUCUGGGUCGUUCGGUCGCGUCCGGUCUCGGUCCGCCUAUCAAUUGCUUCUCCGCGCUGUCCGGAUGAUUUGUAACUUUGAAUAAACUCGGAAUUUCGGA